This is a messenger RNA of Sturnus vulgaris (Common starling), 2133 nucleotides long. NCBI's taxonomy places the organism in Eukaryota, Metazoa, Chordata, Aves, Passeriformes, Sturnidae. The record is from RefSeq and is a predicted model, not a curated record.
AUGGGUUUCCUGGACAAGCUGGCGGUGCUGCCAAGACUUAGUGGAGCGGUGGCGGGCUGGGGUGGUGGUGCCUGGCGGCGGCCGGGCCCGCCCUGUGCGGGCGUCCCGCUCCCGGCCCGGGCCGCCGCUGCCCCCCGCCCGCCGCCCGGCGGCCGCGCUGCCUCCUCCCGGGCGCUGGGCAACUACGAGGAAGUUUUUCGGUCCUGCCUGGCGGAGCCCGAGAAGGUCUGGGGUGAAGUCGCCGAGCAGAUCCAGUGGUACAAGCCCUGGGUCCGGACCUUGGAGAGGGGCAGCCUGGGGAGCGCCUCGUGGUUUGUAGGUGGAGAGCUGAAUAUCUGUUACAACGCUGUAGAUCGUCAUGUUGAGAAUGGACGAGGAGACCAAAUUGCCAUUAUUUAUGACAGUCCUGUAACAAAUACCAAGGACAAAAUAACAUAUAAGGAACUUCUGGAACAGGUCUCCAGGUUAGCUGAUGUCAUGAUCAAACAUGGUGUGAAGAGAGGAGAUCGUGUGGUCAUCUACAUGCCCAUGAUUCCACAGACAGUGUACUGUAUGCUGGCUUGUGCAAGAAUAGGAGCCAUCCAUAGCCUGAUUUUUGGUGGAUUUGCAUCUAAAGAGCUUUCGGUUCGCAUUGAUCAUGCAAAGCCCAAACUUAUUGUAACAGCAAGUUUUGGAGUAGAACCGAAAAGAAAAGUGGAAUACAUAUCUCUCCUAGAAGCAGCACUGGCAAGGGUACAGAGUAAACCUGAUAAAGUUCUCGUUUACCAGCGACUUAAUUUGGGCCAUGUUCCUCUUACCAAGGGUCGUGAUCUUGACUGGGAAGAAGAGAUUGCAAAAGCACAGUGUUCAGAAUGUGUCUCUGUUCCCUCAGACCAUCCUCUUUAUAUUCUGUAUACAUCUGGAACAACAGGUUUGCCCAAGGGUGUUGUGAGACCAACAGGAGGCUAUGCAGUUAUGCUUAACUGGACCAUGUCAGCUGUAUAUGGCCUCAAACCUGGUGAGGUAUGGUGGGCAGCUUCUGAUUUAGGCUGGGUUGUUGGUCAUUCCUACAUUUGCUAUGGACCUCUCCUUCAUGGUAAUACUACAGUUUUGUAUGAGGGGAAGCCUGUGGGAACGCCAGAUGCUGGUGCCUAUUUCCGUGUGCUAGCAGAGCAUGAAGUAGCUGCCUUCUUUACUUCACCAACUGCAAUUAGAGCAAUCCGUCAGCAGGACCCUGAGGCAGCCCUGGGAAAGCAGUACUCACUGAAAAGGUUCAGAGCGAUGUUUGUAGCUGGUGAGCACUGUGAUGUGGACACGCUAGAAUGGUCAAAAAGAGUCUUCAAGGUGCCUGUCUUGGACCACUGGUGGCAAACUGAAUCUGGUUCUGCAAUUACGGCUUCCUGCAUUGGUUUGGGAAAUUCGACGACACCUCCACCUGGACAGGCAGGAAGACCAGUGCCAGGAUAUAAUGUCAUGAUUCUGGAUGAAAAUAAGAAACCAGUGAAGGCAAAGACUUUGGGAAAUAUUGUGGUAAAGUUGCCUUUGCCUCCUGGAGCAUUCUCAGGUCUUUGGGAAAAUCAAGAAACAUUUCAGAAGUUAUAUUUCCAAAAAUUUCCAGGAUAUUAUGAUACUAUGGAUGCUGGUUAUAUGGAUGAAGAUGGCUAUCUAUAUGUCCUGUCUCGAGCUGAUGAUGUGAUCAAUGUUGCUGGACACAGAAUUUCAGCAGGUGCGAUUGAAGAGUGUAUUCUCUUCCAUCCUGCUGUGGCAGACUGUGCUGUUGUGGGCCAGGAGGAUCCUUUAAAAGGUCAUGUUCCAUUUGCACUGUGCGUACUGAGACAAGGUAUAAAGACACAAGAGAGUAAGAUUUUGAAAGAGAUUGUUGAGCGAGUUCGGACCAACAUUGGUCCAGUAGCAGCUUUCCAGAAGGGGAUGUUUGUGACACAGCUACCAAAAACACGCUCUGGCAAGAUUCCACGUUCUGCUCUUUCUGCACUCAUCAGUGGAAAGCCAUACAAGAUAACACCGACCAUUGAAGAUGCUAAUGUGUUUAAACACAUUGAAGAAUUGCUAAAGAAAAAUUAAAUACAUAAGUACAUAAUAACAAGAAUUUCAAUUAUUCAAGUCUUUCUGCUAUAAAUUACAUCUCUGUAAUUU